AAUUUAGCCGAAGGUAGUAGACAACACACCAAUACAACCCAAGAAGAAGACAGCGCAUAUUUGGCACUUUUCCAGAAGUGCAUAUUUGUCACUUGUCCAGACAGUGGUGGUGAUUCCUGGACGCUAUGGCUCCUCCGCUCAAACACUCCUCACACCUCCCAUCUUGUCGAUAGCUCGAUUGAACCCUCUCUGUCGUUAUGGGCCUGAAACUCUGAUCUUACUCGGGAGAACGAGCCACACCAACACACGUGCGAGACAAGACGAACAUUGCACGUGGUAGAAGUACGGUAGAAAGUGCGGACGUGCGAUAAAGUGAGAGCACAACGCUUCGCGAGGGAGCUGGGUGGUUGUGCGCUGUAGUGGAGGUGGACUGCAUGCGGAGUACUGCCGCCAAAUAUCCGGACUACAAGCUCCGACCUCUACGGGCUGAUGACGUGACCCAGCUCAAAUAUCUCCACACUCAGUGGUUUCCGGUGGAGUACCCGAACAGUUGGUAUCAUGAUAUUACCACUGACACGGAGAGGUACAUGACACUAGCAGCCGUCCAGGAGGACACCAUCAUUGGACUUGUUGUCACCGAGUUGAGACAGAGUAAGUCUUGUUCUCCGGACGAGAUAGCUCUCCUUGACAGAGCACAAUUGAGGGAUAGUAUCCUGACUUAUAUCAUGACACUUGGAGUCAGACAACCCUUCCGCCGUAUGGGUAUAGCAUCUGUGUUAGUAAAAGAGAUCUUGUCCCGUUUGAAAACCCUGCCAGAAGUAAAAGGAGUCUAUCUGCACGUGCUAGCGUCCAACAAGCACGCUAUAAAGUUCUACGAAUCCCUGGGGUUUGGGUGCUGCGAGUUCAUACCUCAUUAUUACAGCAUCAUGGGACACUUUCAGAACGCCUACUGUUACAUUCUCUAUAUGCACGACGGUCAACCUCCUCCUACCCCCAUGCAGGUGAUAAUAAGAUCGCUGAGAAGUGUAUUUUCGUACGUGUACACGCUCUGGAUGUACGUUUAUAUGGCAACCAAGUCGAAACUGAGACAGCAUAGGACUAUAGCUGCUGGGUGAUCGUGUGUAUCUAGAUUUAAAUUAUGUCAAUUCAAUUUUAUUUUGUUCGUGUAUUAUGAAUGAUGUUCGAAUUUUAAAUUUUAUUUUGAAUAUUUUGACGGAUUUUUGGUUUACUGAAUACUCACAGUGUCAUUGAAUGUUACUCGACAAACUACAGUUUCUUAAUAAAGACUUAAGACAUGCCCAUAAUAUGACUAUUACAAUUUUAAAUGGAGAUUGUUAAUAUUUAAACUAGAUUAAGUUAUUCUUUUUAAUUUCCUGUUCAUAAUUUUUGAUAAUAAGCCAAAAUGUACUAUCUCUUAACAGUAAACUUUGAACCUAAUUUCUACCAUCGAAAUACUAUUUGAGUCAAACUUGGUAAAAUUUGUAACUGCUAAAGGAAGUGUGAAAUGGGAAUUGGGAUUGUUUCUUUUGGUAUUAACCAGGAUAUUCUACAGGAGAUUCAAAGUCUCUUUCUUUCUUGAACUUUAAAUUCUUGAGACCAUGUCCCUUUUUAUUCGUUUCUUUUUUUCCUGUAUUUCGAACCAAAUUCGGUGUAUAAACUGUCCAAUCUAAGAAUCUCCAAGACUUUUACCAACAAGACCCUGAAAUUGGACCAAAUAUUUUUCACCUUUUGAUUGAGUUGAUUGGAUUUACGUUUAAUAAGAUAGGUUUGUAUAACUUAGUAAGAGAUAUGUUGUGUUGGAUGUAUGGGUUUAUAACCAGCUUAUGUUGUGGUUUAUUUAUUGGUAAAAUAUAUCCGUAUCUAUUUUAUUUAACA
Messenger RNA from Bolinopsis microptera, 1815 nucleotides. Its product is annotated as N-alpha-acetyltransferase 60-like. NCBI's taxonomy places the organism in Eukaryota, Metazoa, Ctenophora, Tentaculata, Lobata, Bolinopsidae. The transcript has 6 exons. The coding region runs from base 375 to 1055 and encodes 226 amino acids. Gene Ontology annotation, biological process: N-terminal peptidyl-methionine acetylation. The record is from RefSeq and is a predicted model, not a curated record. Gene Ontology annotation, cellular component: Golgi membrane. Gene Ontology annotation, molecular function: protein-N-terminal amino-acid acetyltransferase activity; histone acetyltransferase activity.